AUGUCCAGCAACAUUAUUGCGAGCAUCCAGCCGGCAAAAGAGAGGUUAGUCAAUCUUCUUCUGGAAAUAAAUUCAGUAGAACUUAAGUCUCCGGAACCAGAUGCAACGAUAGAGCAACAGGAAAUCCUCUAUACGAUGAGAAAUAGAACACUCGAAGACAAACUCCGAAGAAUUCAAUUGUGUAUCAAGACGCUCCAGUCCCUAAGCGAUGACUGGCUCAAGUAUACACGAACAAUCACCUCAAUGAAAAAGAAGGAGGAAGAAAAAGCGUUCGAAGUAAUCACAGUAGGUGAAACAGGAAUAUACCAAAUAUUGCAGCAAGGUAAUGAAGCGAUAAUAACACUAAUCAUGGAUAAAGAGGAUGUUGAACAAAA
Loa loa (African eye worm) is the source of this 374-nucleotide messenger RNA. RefSeq lists its product as hypothetical. The record is from RefSeq and is a predicted model, not a curated record. The annotation marks the transcript as partial. NCBI's taxonomy places the organism in Eukaryota, Metazoa, Nematoda, Chromadorea, Rhabditida, Onchocercidae. The transcript has a single exon.